ACUGUCGGCGUCUGCUGCUUGAGUUUAAAGGGCAAGAGUGUUCAUCAUUCUCUCUGCUCAGAGAGAAAACUUUGAACAUUUCAGAGUUUUGAGGAGGAUUUCUAGAACCCAAGGAGAUUAGUCCACGUCAAAAGACUUCGCCUGAAAACUCGCCACAGCAUAAUUUCAGCGUUACUCAUGGAUAUAAAAAGUUUACCAGGUGGGAAGUCAACCGCUGUUUUUGCAUCCCAUUUACUGUAAUUGAAAGAUGACGUUUUGUCCGGAAUUAUUGAGGAGUUUCAGCUCUUGAAAGCCGAUUGGUGUGUGUGGGAGUGAAAGAGAUGGUGCGGUUCGGAGCCGAUAGCUGACGGAGCCGAUAGCUGACGGAGCUGAUAGCUGACGGAGCUGAUAGCUGACUGAGCUGAUAGCUGACGGAGCUGAUAGCUGACUGAGCUGAUAGCUGACGGAGCUGAUAGCUGACUGAGAUGAUAGCUGACUGAGAUGAUAGCUGAUGGAGCUGAUAGCUGACUGAGCUGAUAGCUGACUGAGCUGAUAGCCGACGGAGCUGAUAACUGACAGAGCUGUAGUAGGAUGAGAUGAGAGAGGAUGGAACACAUGGACAGCCCCGCCUCCCACAGCAACGACUCCAACGGGUUCCUCAAUAAAGUCUUCAACGUGUCUCUGGAUGUGCAGAAUGAAACUGGCACCGUAUCUAUCCAGGAGACUGGGAAGGGAGAGGGUCAUGGAGAAGGUCCGGGGCCAGGCCAAGCCCAGAGAGAGUGGCAGGAGACUGGGGAUAGACAGGCAGACAUCCAGGCACCCCCUCAGACACCUGGAAAGGAGCGCCCGGAGGUCAACCGUAGAACAAGAGCGACUGGGGGCAUCUGGAAGAUCUUGACCCGGCGUAGAGUGGCCUCAGAGCUGGAUAACAGAAGACCUCACUCCAUGAUCCUCCCUGGAGAGGAGGCCUUCAUCCCUAAACUGUCCUUUGCUGACAAGGUCCGCUCCAUCAAGAAGCUCCGCUCUCCGGGUGUCUUCAAGGGGAGGGUGGGUAAGAUGUCUGGGUCCAGCACUAAGUUCAGAGAUGGAGAGACGGAGGACGACUCGUUCUGCCGGGACUUCCUCCCCUCGCCCGGCCUGCACCACUGUAGGGGCACACUCCGCCACCGUGCAAAGAGGCAUUCAUAUGCCGGACACACCGCCGAGUUCGACUGCUCAUUUGAGGACAUGGAUCUGACAGCUACCCUGGACAGACACCAUCUUCACUCACUAGUGGAGCCUCUUACCCAGAACGGCUCUAAGCCCACAGAGAGAAUCUCCUGCUCCAAGAGACCUCAGGUCCAGGCGCAGGCCAACCACUCCUCUAACUGUAACAGUACCUCAGCAGGAGUGUGUGAGGAGCAGAGUGUGAGGGACAGCCCCAAGGUCCCGCUGGGUGGGAGGAGAUCUAAGAGAGCUGACGUGUGGAGUUACCUGAGGAGGAUCUCUGUCCUGGGGAAGGGGAACCCGGCCUACUCAGAGAGGAGUUUUGACUCAGAGCUCCACACACUGGACAAGACCAUGGACUCUGACUACGGCUCGGUGGACUUCGAGAGCGUCAGGGACUUUCAACCAGCGGCUCCAAAGCACUCUGACAGCAAAGGCGGACAUUUUGGGGGUCUGAUUAAGUUCUUCAGCAACUUUGCGGAGACGGCUAGAAAAUGGCGGACGUCUUCUCGCUCCUUCUCUCCUCCAGAGGAGGGAGGGGAGCGGUCGCUGCUGGGCUCCCCCAGAGCAGGGCAGCAUCUGGGGGACUACGUCCACAGUGUGUCCCUGACCCUCCGCAGUGAGGACCACCCAGAGUGUCCCCCAACACCCGCCUCACCCCUGACCCCUCACUCCCCUCGCUCCCCUGCCUGUGACCCUGCCUCACCCCCUCCUCUAAUAGGCAGACGGUCUCCUCAGGUGAGGCUGAAGGCCUGGAGAGUGAGUCGGGACUCAUCAAGCGUUAACGGCCUGGUGUGUGUGACCUCAUUGGAGACGGACAGACAGAUGGACAGACAGACAGAGAGACAGACACGGCAUACGUCUGUAGCCACAGUAGAGAAUCACGAGCCACACUCAAGGCUGGAGAGAGAGACUCAGAAAGAGAGAGAGACAGAUGUAGACAGAGAUCCUUUAGAAUGUCUGUCUACAGUGGAAGAGAGAGAAAGCGGGGAGGGAGGAGAGGGACACUCAGGAAAUUACCUGGAUUCCAAGGAUGCUCUAACUGUCUCGGAGCAGACACACCUUCCAAAUGGCCAAUCAGAGUUACGGGAAGGAGAGUUCGUAGCCACUAGGGAACCAGCAGGAAACUGCUACCUAGAAGUAUUUAAGGCCCUGUCUCGUCCCCUGGGGGCGCCACCUUUAGAGCCCCCCCUCAGAGUGUCUCUUCAGAGGUGUCGCUCCCUCCCUCUCCCCCCCAGCACCCUCACCACUCUGGCCCUGUUCCGGGGACACACAGCAGACUCCCAGUCAUCCUCAGUGUGUCUUGGUGUUGGAGAGGCUGGCAGCUGCAGGAGGAGACUGCUCAGAACAGGCUCUGGUCCACUACAAGUCAACAUCUUGAUAAGUGGAGGAUCUAUCGUCAGCGCUGAGGCAGUAUGGGACCAUGUGACCAUGGCCGACCGAGAGUUGGCGUUUAAGGCCGGUGAUGUCAUCAAGGUGCUGGACGCGUCCAAUAAGGACUGGUGGUGGGGUCAGAUCGACGAGGAGGAGGGCUGGUUCCCCGCCAGCUUCGUACGGCUGUGGGUGAACCAGGAGGAUGGGGGGGUGGAGCCUGUGGAGGGGACCAGUGAAAUGGCUAACGGUCACCUGGAUCCGACCAACGACUGCCUGUGCCUGGGCUCGCCGCUUCAGAACCGUGAUCAGAUGAGAGCCAACGUCAUCAAUGAGAUUAUGAGCACAGAGAGACACUACAUCAAACACCUCAAGGACAUCUGUGAGGGCUACCUGCGUCAGUGUAGGAAGAGGGUAGACAUGUUUAACGAUGACCAGCUGAGGGUGAUCUUUGGGAACAUCGAGGACAUCUACCGUUUCCAGAUGGGCUUCGUUAGAGACCUGGAGAAACAAUACAACAACGAGGAACCACACCUGUCUGAGAUAGGACCCUGCUUUCUAGAACAUCAAGAUGGCUUCUGGAUCUACUCUGAGUACUGUAACAACCACCUGGACGCCUGCAUGGAGCUGUCCAAGCUGAUGAGAGACGGGAGGUACCAGCACUUCUUCGAGGCCUGUCGUCUGCUGCAGCAGAUGAUCAACAUCGCUAUCGACGGCUUCCUCCUCACACCCGUACAGAAGAUUUGCAAAUACCCUCUGCAGCUGGCCGAGCUGCUCAAAUACACCGCACAGGAACACAGUGACUAUCGCUACGUGGCGGCGGCGCUGGCGGUGAUGCGUAACGUCACUCAGCAGAUCAACGAGAGGAAGAGGAGGCUGGAGAACAUUGACAAGAUCGCCCAAUGGCAGGCCUCCGUCCUGGACUGGGAGGGUGAUGACAUCCUGGACCGGAGCUCGGAGUUGAUCUAUACAGGAGAAAUGUCUUGGAUCUACCAGCCCUAUGGACGCAGUCAGCAACGGGUCUUCUUCCUCUUUGAUCACCAGCUGGUCCUCUGUAAGAAGGACCUGAUUCGUAGGGACAUCCUGUACUAUAAGGGCCGUAUCGACAUGGACCGCUAUGACGUGCGGGACGCCAUCGACGGACGUGAUGACGACUUCAACGUGAGCGUGAAGAACGCGUUCAAAUUGCACAACAAAGACAGCGAGGAGCUCCACAUCUUCCUGUCCAAGAAACAGGAGGAGAAGAUGCGAUGGCUCCGGGCUUUCCACGAGGAGAGAAAGAUGGUGCAGGAGGAUGAGAAAAUCGGGUUUGAGAUCUCAGAGUACCAGAAGCGUCAGGCAGCUCUGACUGUGAGGAAGGUAUCUAAACAGAAAGGUGUGAACAGAUGCGUGCCCCCUCCUACCCCCUCCCCAGGACCCCCUACCCCUGGGACAGUAUGACCUAACAGAGGACUUGGCACAAGCAGAGGUUUUUGAAUUCAGUCAAUCAAAACGAGGCCAGUCUCUUUUCUGGCACGACAAUUCUACUAGAUUAACAACGUUUGAGAAAUAGAGAAACAGACUCUUUCCAAGGACCAUCUAUUUUUUUCUGAGAAACACUCAAAGUGUUUGGAAGGUUACAUCAUCGUCCUGUGAAGAAGAAUUGACGAGGAAAAAAAGAACCACUGAAGGAAGGACCAAUGAUGUUUCAUUGUGAGUUGUCACCCAGGAGACUGGAGAACUAUGGAUUCUAACUUCUUCACUUCAUUCUAACUGUUCUUAGUUCUGAGUUCCAAUGCUUCUCUACUCCAGUAGACACUCCUGUUCCAUACUGAACUGUACUGUACAGGAAUCUACUACUACAUCCCUCAACCCCACCAUCGCCAUCUGAAUGUCCUGGAUUCAUGGAGAUAGCUUUUAUUUUGUUCUUUUCAGGCUCUGGCAUUUUUCCAUAUUUGAAGUAAGCAUAUUUAAUGUUCCUUUACCAGAACUAGUGAGUCCACCUACCUACAGUACAGUAUGAUUGUGUAGAUGACAGGUGUUGUGUUGAUGUGUGUGUCUGUGAGGAUUAUGUUGUUGUGAUUGUUGCCUGAGGUGCACUGUAAUAAUGAGGCUGAGGUGGCAUCCUAUUUCCUACAUUGUGGGGUAGGGUGCCACUUUGACUGACAGGAGAGCUGUUGGCUGGUUCUGAUGUUUCUCAGAAGUUCUGUUGUCAGCAUCACCUGUCCCAUCAAAGACUGGUCAGACCAUCUCUCUCUCUCUCUCUGUCUCUCUGUCUCUCUCUCUUUUCUCUAUCCCCUCUGUCUAUCUUUCUGAAAUAAACAGUACAAAAUUAACAGUAAACAAUACACUCGCAAAAGGA
Messenger RNA from Oncorhynchus tshawytscha (Chinook salmon), 4897 nucleotides. RefSeq lists its product as uncharacterized. The record is from RefSeq and is a predicted model, not a curated record. Lineage: Eukaryota; Metazoa; Chordata; Actinopteri; Salmoniformes; Salmonidae. The transcript is spliced from 13 exons. Gene Ontology annotation, molecular function: guanyl-nucleotide exchange factor activity; protein binding. Bases 586 to 3996 code for a protein of 1136 amino acids.